AUGGCUAGCCUGUUGAAGCACUUGCCGACAUGGAUCGCCAUCACAGUGGCAACUUGGGUCAUUUGCUGGAAGAUCGCAGACCCACAGCAGUGCCAAGACCUCUCAGUAUGCCGUUCACAAAUGGCGACAUAUCCCGCCUACAUCCACAUGAUCUCCUCCACUGCUUUGGUGGCCAUGUCCGGCAAUGAGAUUUGUGGUCUUGUGGCGACCUACAUGGGAACCAAGCGAACUCAAGAGUUGAUCCCGCACUUGCGAAGCCGCUGCUUGCCCAGCUUCUUGCUGGCGCUGAUGUUUGGCUGGUUGGCUGUGGUGGAGUACUUCUUCGCACGUCCUGGCAUGACUUUGGCCCAUGUCCAUACCAACGCCGAUGGGAUGACCGUCAUGGGAAGGCCGGUCUACACUUUGCGCUACAUCGAGUGGUGCAUCAACGUGCCGAUCCUGUUCCUGUUGUCAGGCCACUGCAGCUUGGGCCGGCCCGUGAAGGAAAUCUCAAGGCCCUUGGUGGUGACGAAUGUGUACAUCAUUUUUUCAUGA
Durusdinium trenchii is the source of this 534-nucleotide messenger RNA. The record is from the annotation of a GenBank genome assembly. Lineage: Eukaryota; Dinophyceae; Suessiales; Symbiodiniaceae.